Messenger RNA from Tupaia belangeri chinensis (Chinese tree shrew), 942 nucleotides. RefSeq names its product olfactory receptor 5L1. Bases 1 to 942 code for a protein of 313 amino acids. The transcript has a single exon. NCBI's taxonomy places the organism in Eukaryota, Metazoa, Chordata, Mammalia, Scandentia, Tupaiidae. Gene Ontology annotation, cellular component: membrane. Gene Ontology annotation, molecular function: olfactory receptor activity; G protein-coupled receptor activity. The record is from RefSeq and is a predicted model, not a curated record. Gene Ontology annotation, biological process: G protein-coupled receptor signaling pathway.
AUGGCAGUGAUCGUGGAAAACUGCACCACUGUGAAACAGUUCAUUCUCCUGGGAUUAUCAGAUGUCCCUGAAUUGAGAGUCUUCCUUUGCCUGCUGUUUCUUCUCAUCUAUGCAGUCACAGUUUUGGCCAAUCUGGGCAUGAUUGCACUGAUUCAGGUCAGCUCUCGACUCCACACUCCCAUGUACUUUUUCCUCAGCCAUUUGUCUUUUGUGGAUUUCUGCUACUCCUCGGUCAUUGUGCCAAAGAUGCUGGCUAAUAUCUUAACAAAGGACAAAGCAAUCUCCUUCCUGGGAUGCAUGGUGCAGUUCUAUUUAUUUUGUGCUUACAUAAUUACUGAGGUCUUCUUGUUGGCCGUGAUGGCCUAUGACCGCUUCGUGGCCAUUUGUAACCCACUGCUCUACGUGGUAGCCAUGUCUCAGAAGCUCUGUAUGGAGCUCGUAUCUUGCUGCUACCUCUGUGGGUCGGUCUGUUCUCUGAUUCAUUUAUGUUUAGCCCUUGACAUCCCAUCCUACAGGUCAAAUGUGAUUAACCACUUCUUCUGUGAUCUACUCCCUCUCCUAAGUCUUGCUUGCUCUGACGUCACCACAAAUGAAUUGCUGCUGUUCAUUGUGGCCACUGUCAAUGAGAUCAUCACCAUCACUAUCAUCCUCACGUCCUAUCUGUUUAUUCUCAUCACCAUCUUAAGGAUGCGCUCUGCUGAGGGAAGACGCAGAGCUUUUUCCACCUGUACUUCCCACCUCACGGCCAUCAUUGUCUUCCACGGAACAAUCCUUUCCACUUACUGCAAGUCCAGUUCAGACAAUAGUCUGGAUAUUGACAAAGUGAUUACAGUGUUCUACACAGUAGUGAUACCCAUGCUGAACCCCCUGAUCUAUAGUCUGAGGAACAAGGAUGUGAAAGAAGCUCUCAGAAAAGUGGUGGGUUCCAAAACAUGUUCCUAG